Choloepus didactylus (southern two-toed sloth) is the source of this 3812-nucleotide messenger RNA. It is a transcript of the gene ZCCHC7, whose product is annotated as zinc finger CCHC-type containing 7. Bases 1299 to 2933 code for a protein of 544 amino acids. NCBI's taxonomy places the organism in Eukaryota, Metazoa, Chordata, Mammalia, Pilosa, Megalonychidae. Gene Ontology annotation, molecular function: zinc ion binding; nucleic acid binding. The transcript is spliced from 9 exons. The record is from RefSeq and is a predicted model, not a curated record.
AUAUUUUGAAUACUUAGGCUACCACAUCUAAAGAAUUUGAAGUAGACUGCAUGUAUAUUUGAGACAGCAUUGUGCUUUGGGAGAGUUUAGUAUUGCUAUUUUCAAGAGAAUCUGAGAGUGGGGAAUGAACUGAGGAAGAAGAAAUGGGGAUUAUAAGACAGCUACAAGGAUAGGAGAUUGUGAAAAGGGUGGAGGGAAAUGUGGCGAAGGAAGUGUUUGGAGUUAGGGUUAGUUCCCCUGAAAUGACUUUACAUGUCCCAAGAACAGCUGGAACAUGUAUGAAUAAAUUUAGCUUUUAUUUUCUCCCCCCAAGAUCUUCUGUUCUGUUUUCCUAUACUUUGUGACCAUUCUUUCACCCAUUUGGAUUUUCUACCCCAGUCACAUUUGAUUAAAAUCACAGGAGGGGAUUUGUGAUUGUGAAUGGACAGCAACUUUAAUACUACAGGCAACUUAUUUGUGUUUCAAAUCUGUCACUGUGUCAGAAGCUCAGUAAGAGUAAGUCAGGAAUCUUAAGUUGGAAAUCAACUAUCUCUUAAUCACUUUCCAAUGAAAAUUGUGGAUUUAAAAUCCAGAUGUGGGUUUGAUUUAAGUCUGCGUGAGAUGGGUGCCUGUGUUGACAAGAAGGCAUAUCUAGGCUAAUGAUUUUAUAAAAGUGUUCCGGAAGGAAAUAAGAGCAAAAAGUCUGGAAUGACUGGUUGGCAGACUAUUAGGACAGGAAGAUUGGCUUUAAAGAUUGUGUAAGUAGAUUCUGAAAGCUUACAUAAGUCUUAAGUUGUCUAGUUUAAAUAAAUUCGGUGAAUGAAUACUGUUGCCUCUUUUGAAUGGUAAGGGUCUUUGCAGUUAUUUCCUAUGCUUUAUGUUUGUUGUGCCAUUUUUAUUCUUUAGAUAAGCUUCAUUGCCAAAUUAAUAUUUUAGGUUCUUACGUAAGAAUCAUCUUUUUUUGGUUAUGAGAUUGCUAUGGGUUUUUGAGAACCAAGGUGGGAGGCUCUUGGGUGGUAAACUGACAAAUUUAAGAUAUAUACUUUUCCUUCUAAUUAAAAUGCCUCUUUCAUAGUUUUUAUACUCCACUGAGAAGUCAAGUGGAUAUCUCUGUGGCAAAUUUAGGUGUUAGAACCAUGCAAAUAUAGCAUUGAAGAAAGAUUUUUUCUUUUUUUAAAAAAUAUAUUUGAAAUGUAUUUAUUUUUAAUUUUGUUUAAAAAUCUUACUGAACACUUGACUGAAAGUCAGGGAAAUGUCUGUCAGUCCAACUGUGUUCCUAACUGGCUUCAUAACUUUGGAAUCAAGGUUACUGAUUUUCCAUGAUGUUUGGUGGUUAUGAGACUGUAGAAGCAUAUGAAGAUGACCUUUAUCGUGAAGAGUCAUCUAGUGAACUGAGUGUUGAUAGCGAGGUGGAAUUUCAACUCUACAGCCAAAUUCAUUAUGCCCAAGAUCUUGGUAAUAUCACCAUGGAGGAAGAAUAUGAAGAAAAGAACUCUGGGAAUUCCAGAGCACUAAGUAGUAAACCAAAUCAGAAGAACCUAAUUGUCCUUUCAGAUAGUGAGGUCAUCCAACUAUCUGAUGAGUCAGAGGUCAUCACUUUGUCUGAUGAAGAUAGUAUUUAUAGAUGUAAAAGAAAGAAUAUUAGAGUCCAAGCACAAGAAAAGACCCGAGGUCCUCCUGCUUCUCUCCAUUCUGAGUUGUCUGAUAAGAAAUGUAAGAGGGGUAUUGAGAAACCUAAACCUGAAGAGAAAUCGGGUGUGCUCCGAGAGGUCAUGAUUAUAGAGGUCAGCUCAAGUGAAGAGGAAGAGAGCACCAUUUCAGAAAGUGAUAAUGUGGAAAGCUGGAUGCUUCUGGGAUGUGAAGUAGAUGAUAAAGAUGAUGAUAUCCUUCUCAACCUUGUGGGAUGUGAAAACUCUGUUAAUGAAGGAGAAGAUGGUGUAAACUGGUUCAUCAGUGACAAAGAUAUUGAGGCCCAGAUAGGUAGUAAUAAAUCAUUUGGAAGAUGGACCCACCGAUACUAUUCAGCCAACAAAAACAUUACCUGUAGAAAUUGUGAUAAAUGUGGCCAUUUGUCAAAAAACUGCCCCUUUCCACAAAAAGUCCGCCCCUGCUGCCUCUGCUCCGAGAGAGGACACCUCCAGUAUGCCUGUCCAUCCCGCUUUUGCUUAGACUGUUCUUUGCCUAUGUCUUCUACUCACAGAUGUCUUCAGAUACCUUCUUGGAGAAAACGAUGUGACCGAUGUGAUAUGAUAGGCCACUAUGCUGAUGCUUGCCCAGAAAUCUGGAGGCAGUAUCACCUAACGACCAAACCUGGACCACCCAAAAAGCCGAAGACAACUUCUGGACAAUCAGCCUUAGUCUAUUGCUACAACUGUGCACAAAAAGGCCAUUAUGGACAUGAAUGUACAGAAAGACGAAUGUUUAACCAGACAUUUCCAACAUCUCCAUUCAUCUACUACUAUGAUGACAAAUAUGAAAUUCGGGAGAGAGAACGGAGAAUAAAACGAAAAAUAAAAGAACUCCAGAAAAAUGGGGAUUUUCCAAGGCAGUUCAAGAGACCUCAUAUGGAAGCAGUGGAUAAGAGACCCCACCAUGAUAUGAAAAGGAGCCAUGCCUUGUGGGGAAACAACAGGCGGCCUCCAGAAAAGAAAGAAACCCAAAAAGAAGCAACGAACAGGAACAGCAGAGCUUGUGAGAAGCACAGGAAGGCUGAUAGGUAUCGUGAGGUGGAUGAGGACUUCCCUCGAGGCCCCAAAGUCCACUCUUCUGGCAGUAAAGCCCAGAAGCCUCACAAGUCCUCCCACCACUGGUCACACCACCACCAGCCAAGAGAAGAAACAUUUCCCAACGAGAGCAAGCGGGUCAAACAGAAGAAAAAGGAGAGGCGCUUGGAAGAUGAUAGCAAUGAUAAUUUAUUUUUUAUUAAGCAGAGGAAAAGAAAAUCUAAGCCAUGAAAUAGCUUCUGAUUUGGCUUUCCAGUGUUCCUUUAGUCUUCUUAUCUAUAAUAUCCUGGCAAUGUUUUUAAAUCAUCUAUAAUUAAAUAAAGUGAGUUUUUUUCUUUUGUUUUUAUUUUUGAAGCCUCAGCUGUACUUGGAGUUGCUGAACAAAGAACAUGGGGAUCUCAGUUCUCUGUGUCCAGCAGGUUAUUAGCUAAGAAAACAGAAAGAUAAACUCGGAUUUCCCCUAUUCUAGUGUGUCAUUUUUACUCAAAGUCCUAGGGAUAGAAAGGAUUAAUCUUUUCAAGAAAACUCUUUUAAAGUACUGUGAAACAAAAGCUAAUCAAAUGCAAUUUCUCUGUAAUGCCAAUGUGAAGAUUAAACUCUUGCAGGAAGAGAACUUAAUACUAAAAUGAAAAAUUCAUCAACCUUUUCAAGAAGUAUUACUUUUUAUUUUUUAUUUUAAAAUCAAAAGGAUGGCAACUGUAAGUCUAAGUCUGGCUUUUCUUGUUUCCGAAGUUGUUGUCAAAAUCUUCCAGAACAUCAAAGGCUGAGUGUGGGGUGAAGGUGGUGUCACUGAAGGCGGGAGGCGGCAAGGUCGAGCAACAGUAAAAUACGAGUAAGGAGUCCAGCCGAUAGAAAUGUUACAAGACAAAGUCACUGAAACAAGUGUAAAAGAGUUGUCAAAAUUUUAAUGUCAUCCCAGUGAAAUCAUUUUUUAACAUUUUACAGCCACACUUCAAGAAGACUGUUAUUCAGAUAUAUAGAAAUGAAUAUUUCCCACCUUAAAAAGAUUUUUUUUUUGUUUUCAUGGGUUUUUUAAUUCCCACAAAGCUAUACAGAAAUUUUUGCACUUAGAAAUCUUUUGUAUUUUAUCACAGUCUAAUGUUAAAAUAA